Messenger RNA from Knipowitschia caucasica, 336 nucleotides. The record is from the annotation of a GenBank genome assembly. Lineage: Eukaryota; Metazoa; Chordata; Actinopteri; Gobiiformes; Gobiidae.
AUGGUGGGGGGGGGGGAUAGGGGUGGUAUGGGUGUUGGGGUUUGGUGGUUUGUUUGGUGGAUUUUUUGGGUGGAGGGGGGUUGGAUAGGUGUUGGUUAUGAGGUUUUGGGGUGGAUAGUAGGGGGUGGUUUGUAUGGUGUUGGUGGUGUUAGGGGGGGGUUGGGAUUGGAGUUUGUGAUUGUAGUUUGGGUAUGUUGUGGUUGUGGGGGGUAUGGUUGUUGGAGGGGUGUGGUUGGGUUGGGUGUUGGUUGGUGGUGGGUGGUUUGGGGGGGGGGUGAGUGUGUUGUGUGGUGGUUGGUGGGGGUAGUUAUUUUGUUGUUGUGGUGGUUGGGGUAG